Molecule: messenger RNA, 796 nt
Organism: Hippoglossus stenolepis (Pacific halibut)
Lineage: Eukaryota; Metazoa; Chordata; Actinopteri; Pleuronectiformes; Pleuronectidae
Gene: il17a/f1
Product: interleukin 17a/f1
Exons: 3
Coding region: 134-628 (164 amino acids)
Biological process (GO): inflammatory response
Cellular component (GO): extracellular region
Molecular function (GO): cytokine activity
Source: RefSeq, a predicted model, not a curated record
CAGCGAAGAAGAAGAACCAACAGCAGUCGACAAGACAUCAAACCUGCACCUCCGUCUGAACCCUGGGAAUCGAACCGUGAACCGAAAAGAAGCAAAACGAACACAGAGGACGUGUGAAGCAGAAGAAUUCAGAAUGUUUCUAACAUCCAACUCGAACAAAGUGAUGGCUGCCUGUGUUGUAGCGAUGAUGAUGAUGAUGAUGAUGAGCGAGGCGGGAGCGAUGCCGAGAGCAGGCGGCCAAUCAAAACACUCAGCAAGGACACGCAAUAAGACUCAUGAUGCUGCGGCAGGCAUGGUCCCCCUGCAACUGGACCCCAGAGCUUUCGUUCCUAUCACCAACAUCAGACCACUGGAGAACGCCUCCAUCUCCCCAUGGACGUACAACGAUUCCCAUGAUGCCUCUCUCCUCCCCCCGGUGCUGUCGGAGGCCCGCUGUCUGCUGCAGGGUUGUCUCAACCUGGAGGGCGUGGAGGACCAGAGCCUGCAGUCCCGACCCAUAAUGCACCAGGUGAUGAUGCUGCGACGGGUCAAGUCGGCAGCGGCGGAGAACUACCACUACAAGCUGGAGUCCCGCAUCAUCGCCGUGGGCUGCACCUGCGUCCGACCCACAAUCCAACAACAGCAAUGAGUCCAGACCAGGUCACGGGGUCAAACUGAGGAUUCAGCCAGAGGAGCAAUAAUACCAGAGAAAAAAACGUUAAAUUUAUAAAGAAAAUAUGAUCGUACAUUAGUAUCUAAAAGGCUAACUGACUUUUUGAACGACACAAUAUCAUCAAUUAUCUUAUUGAUAAAAUAA